GGUGUGCUCCGCUCGGUUUCUCUCCGUAGAGGUUUGUUUGUUUUAAUCCCUGUUUUUCAAAAUGAAUAGUCCCGGCAUGGCUAACCGAAAUAUGCAGCAAGCGAGCAUGCAAAGCAGCAAUUCUCCGCAAACACCGAAACAAGGUACCGAGUCUCCUCCCGCGGAGCAGACAGCGACAAACAAAGACAGCCCUGCCCCGCCGCCGCAGCCUUCUACCCCAGCCGAAGGAGCCGAUGGAGCCGGAGAGGGAAGCGGAGAAGGUCCUGCAGAAAUGACGCUGGAUAUCACAAGCUUUCGGAAGCCCGGUGAGAAGACGUUCACCCAGCGCUCCCGCCUUUUUGUCGGCAACCUCCCAGUGGACAUACCCGAGGAAGAGUUUAAAAACAUGUUCGCUAAAUACGGAAACAUUAACGAGGUGUUCAUCAACCGGGACCGCGGUUUCGGCUUCAUUCGUCUGGAAACACGGGUGCUGGCAGAAAUUGCUAAAGCUGAGCUCGAUGGGACCAUCCUGAAUAACCGACCAAUGAGGGUCCGCUUUGCAACACAUGGCGCUGCACUCACAGUGCGCAACCUGUUGCCUGUUGUAACAAAUGAGCUGCUGGAACAGGCGUUUUCACAGUUCGGGCCGGUGGAACGGGCUAUUGUGGUGACAGAUGACCGUGGUCGUCCCACCGGGAAAGGCAUCGUAGAGUUUGCAAACAAAAUAGCUGCAAGGAAAGCCCUGGAGCGCUGCACUGAGGGAGCGCUGCUGCUAACUAGCACACCUUGCCCUGCCAUUGUGGAGCCCUCAGAGCACUUUGAACACGAGGAUGGGUUGCCUGAAAAAAUUAUGCCGAAGCUUCCAAAGUACCUAAAGGAAAGGGAGCAGCCGCCACAUUUCGCUCAGCCGGGGACGUUUGAGUUUGAAUACUCAUCUCGCUGGAAAGCUCUGGAUGACAUGGAGAAACAGCAGAGAGAGCAGGUGGACAGGAACAUUCGAGAGGCCAAAGAGAAACUGGAGGCUGAGCUGGAAUCAGCCAAACAUGAACAUCAGCUAAUGCUAAUGAGACAAGAUCUAAUGAGGCGUCAGGAGGAGUUGAGGAGACUGGAGGAGCUUCGGAACCAGGAGCUGCAGAGGCGAAAGCAGAUAGAGAUGAGGCAUGAGGAGGAGAGAAGAAGAAGAGAGGAGGAAAUGAUGCGAUACAGAGAACAGGAGGACCUGAGACGCCAACCAGAAGGCUUUAAACCAAACGUAAUGGACAAUAGAGAACAGGAAAUGAGAGUGGGUGAGCUGGGCCCUCGUGGAGCCAUUAAUAUGGGAGACGGCUAUAACCAGGCCUCUGCGGGGCCCGGUGCUAACCAGGGUCAAAUGAUGGGCAUGAGUGGAAGGGGAGGAGCCAUUGGCCCAGAGGGAACUGCAAACAUGGGCUCACCAUUGAUGUCUGACAAUGGAGCCAUGCGAAGCAAUAGAUACCCACAGGGUGGAGCAAUGGGGGGCAGACCAGAGGUAGAGUCCCCAAAGCAGCAGCAGCAACAGCAGCAACAGCAGCAACAGCAGCAGCAGCAGCAGCCACCGUUAGGCCCCCAGGUUGGACCAGCCCCUGGAUUUGGAAGGGGGAGUCCAGGGGUAGGGGAAGUCUUUGAUGGGCCAAAUAACAAACGUCGCAGAUACUAACUUGUCUCUGCUCAGAGAAAUCCCAAUCUCAUGUUACUGGCCAGUCCCAAUCAUGGUUUCUUUGUUUUUACGUUGAGCCCUUUCCCUUCCUGUGGAUUUGUUUGCUAAACUUAUUUUGUCACUUUUGUAUUUUUGUUUUUAUUUUUCCUGUAAUGCAAGUUGUCACUGACAGCAUUUAUUAUGUGAUUGAUGAAACUACUGGAUAAUGCUUUUUAUCUCCACCUACCUGCAAUGUUAAUACACAGUAUUUUUCACAUGUUAGUUUCCCCUCUGAUUUUGGAAUGAAACGGUUAGUUUUUUCUUUCACACAGC
Scomber japonicus (chub mackerel) is the source of this 1966-nucleotide messenger RNA. RefSeq names its product paraspeckle component 1 (gene pspc1). Gene Ontology annotation, cellular component: nucleus. Bases 62 to 1654 code for a protein of 530 amino acids. Gene Ontology annotation, biological process: regulation of DNA-templated transcription. Lineage: Eukaryota; Metazoa; Chordata; Actinopteri; Scombriformes; Scombridae. The transcript is spliced from 10 exons. Gene Ontology annotation, molecular function: RNA binding. The record is from RefSeq and is a predicted model, not a curated record.